Messenger RNA from Phytomonas sp. Hart1, 498 nucleotides. Lineage: Eukaryota; Euglenozoa; Kinetoplastea; Trypanosomatida; Trypanosomatidae. The record is from the annotation of a GenBank genome assembly.
AUGACUGGGCUACUUCAGCGGGGCCUGGGGAUCGGCCUGGUUCGGCUGCCCCGACGCGCGGGGCUUUUUUUGCCCCAGGCGGGGGGGGCGCUCGCGCGGAUUUUCCGCUUUCACGGCCAAACGGGCGAUCGCGCGCGGCCGAUUUCGGUCGAAUUUAUUUUGCCCGACGGCGCCGUCCGGGCGGUCGUCGCGUACGAAGGCCAAACCCUCCUCGACGUCGCCGCGGAGCAUGAGCUGCCGGUGGAGGGCGCCUGCGCGGGCUCCUGCGCGUGCUCGACCUGCCAUGUUUACCUCGAGGACGAGGACGCCAUGGAGACUUUCCCCGAGGCCACGGACGAGGAGAAUGAUAUGCUCGACCUCGCCUUUUUCCCCCAACCAAACUCCCGCCUGGGCUGCCAACUUCGCCUCGUGCAGGCUAAACAUCAGGGCCUCCGCGUGCGGCUCCCUAAGGCCACGCGAAACCUCUACGUCGAUGGGGCAAGAGUCGCCCCGCACUAA